GCGGCUGGGAGCGAACGCAGCGGCCUCCCGGGAGCGGACGGGUAAAGACCGGGUCUCGGACCAGCCCUUUCGGAGGCGGCGAAGUGGCGGCACGGAGAGCCGGAUAUGCUGAAGUCCUAACCCCUGGAACCUGUGAGUGUGAACUUAUUUGGAAAUAGGGUCUUUGAAGAUGGAAAGUUAAGAUAAGGUCAUUGAACUCGGGUGGGCCCUAAUACAAUGACUAGUGUCUUUAUAAGAAGAGGGAAAUUUGGACACAGACAGACAUAGAGAGAUUGCUGUGUGAGGAUGGAGGCAGAGAUUGGAGUGAUGUGUGUACAGACUAAGGAAUGCUAAAGUUUGCCAGCAACCACCAGAAGUUAGCAAGAGACUGGUCAAAAGAAUGGAUUUUACAGAGGCUUACUCUGACACGUGCUCCACAGUUGGACUUGCUGCCAGGGAAGGCAAUGUUAAAGUCUUAAGAAAACUGCUCAAAAACGGACAUAGUGUUGAUGUUGCUGAUAACAGGGGAUGGAUGCCAAUUCAUGAAGCAGCUUAUCACAACUCUCUAGAAUGUUUGCGGAUGUUAAUUCGUGCAGAUUCAUCUAAAAACUACCUUAAGACAAAGACUUUUGAGGGCUUCUGUGCAUUACAUCUUGCUGCAAGUCAAGGACAUUGGAAGAUCAUACAGAUUCUUUUAGAAGCUGGGGCAGAUCCUAAUGCCACUACUUUAGAGGAAACCACACCACUGUUUUUAGCUGUUGAAAAUGGACAGAUAGAUGUGUUACGGCUGCUACUUCGAUAUGGAGCAAAUGUUAAUGGAUCCCAUUCUAUGUGUGGAUGGAACACCUUGCACCAGGCUACUUUUCAGGAAAAUGCUGAGAUCAUAAAAUUGCUUCUUAAAAAAGGAGCAAACAAGGAAUGCCAGGAUGACUUUGGAAUCACACCUUUAUUUGUGGCUGCUCAAUAUGGCAAGCUAGAAAGCUUGAGCAUACUUAUAUCAUCGGGUGCAAAUGUCAAUUGUCAAGCCUUGGACAAAGCUACUCCAUUGUUCAUUGCUGCUCAAGAGGGCCACACAGAAUGUGUGGAGCUUUUGCUUUCCAGUGGGGCAGAUCCUGAUCUUUACUGUAAUGAGGACAAUUGGCAGUUACCUAUUCAUGCAGCUGCACAAAUGGGCCAUACAAAAAUCUUGGACUUGUUAAUACCACUUACUAACCGGGUCUGUGACACUGGGCCAAACAAAGUGAGUCCUGUGUACUCAGCAGUGUUUGGAGGGCAUGAAGAGUGCCUAGAAAUGUUGCUCCAGUCUGGCUACUGCCCAGAUGCCCAGAUGUGCCUCGUUUUUGGAUUCAGUUCUCCCAUGUGUAUGGCUUUCCAAAAGGACUGUGACUUCUUUGGAAUUGUGAAUAUUCUUUUGAAAUAUGGAGCCCAGCUAAAUGAACUUCAUUUGGCAUACUGCCUGAAGUAUGAGAGGUUUUCAGUAUUUCGCUAUUUUUUGAAGAAAUGUUGCCCAUUGACAUCAUGGAGCCACAUAUCUGAAUUUAUAAGUCACGCAGUUAAAGCACAGACAAAAUAUAAAGAAUGGUUGCCAUCUCUCCUGCUUGCUGGAUUUGACCCACUGAAUCUCCUCUGCAGUUCUUGGAUUGACUCAAUCAGCGAUGACAUCCUUAUCUUCACUUUGGAGUUUACUAAUUGGAGGAGGCUUCCUCCAGCUGUUGAAAAGAUGCUCUCUGCUCGUGCCUCAAACUCCUCUUGGGCUCUACAGCAACAUAUUGCCUCUGUUCCAUCCCUGACCCACCUUUGUCGUUUGGAAAUUCGGUCCAGUCUAAAACCAGAGCACCUACGAUCUAACAGUUUUAUAUGUCAGUUGCCACUUCCCAGAAGCCUACAUGAUUAUUUGCUCUAUGCAGAGGUUUUGAGAAUGAAUGAAGUUCCAGAACUGGCAGUUAUUCAAGAUGGAGAAAUCAGUGAAGCUACUUAACACAGGUCAUGUCUUACUCUGAAAACCACCAAGAUAAGGAGCCAUGGAGUACAAAUUCUUCACGAUUUUAUCGUCACAAAAGAUGAUUUUUGUUUGUGUGGUUGGUUAGAUUUUAGAGGGCAGUAGUUUAAUGCAAAUGUUUACAACUAAGCUUCCUGGUAAAAAAGUAUAAACCUCACUAAUGUUACUUUAUUGCAGUUUUAUCAUCAGUACACUUUAUGUUUUAAAUUACCUAACCAUUUUCUGCUUUAUUCUGUUAAUGAACUGUGGCUAAACAUGGCCUGUUUCCACCUAUGAUUCUGUGUUUACCUAGGGCUAGCGUUUAGAAGGGAAUGCAUAAAACUUCACUGGAAGUGUACAUACAGUGUAGUUGAACUCUCUUAUAUUUAUAAAAGAACUAUCUUAUAUUCUAUUCUCAUCUCUUAAUUCAGUUCAAAUUCAUUGGCUUUUCACAGGUAAACUCAGGGUAGAUUUCUUUCUUUAAAGACUAUAGAAAAUGAAUCAUUUUGCUGGGUUUUUUUUUCCAGUUCCUUGAUACUCUCUUUGUCUAAAAAAGAUUCCUGUUUCUGCAAAGGCAAGAACAGACCUAAACUCAAAGAUAUGCUCGGUUGAAAAAAAAAAAUUAGGUUGGUAUUGAGAUAAAUGUGCAUUUUACCACAUUUACACAGUAUUAAUUAAGAGACUGGGAGAGACAUUUCUUUGGUACCAUCUUUAAAGAAAGGUAUGUAUUCCUGAGUUGCUCGAUAUCAAAUAAAACUGAAGCUCCAUUCAGCCUCCAAAUCAGAGGGCACCUUUGAUCCUAUGAAGCAAUGAUUGCUAGCUCUAUUAAUGUUAUAGUGUGUUUUCUUUUUACUAUCUGGAUGUAUUAUCAAAUAGUCCAUGAAAUUUAAACCUUAACAUCCUAGGUUAAUGAGACACUGCCUCAUUGGUUUUGCAAUUGCUCAAUAUGAAUCUAGAGUCAGAGAGGACUGAACACCAUAUCAGGUGAGCUAUGGUAAGAGGCUGUGGGCAGUAGUCUUGAGAGAAAGGUUAUGAAUGCAUUAAUGUUGUGAUAGACAGCUAGAGAUGGAGUCCAAAGGAGGGCAGGUAUUCUGUCCUAUUGGGAUCCUGUGACUUAAAAUAGAUGGGAGUGGGUUAGCUAGAUUCAUCUCUGAUAGGCUUUUGCUAUUUGGUAAAAGCAGUGAUGAUGGCGUACCAAAUGAUGGAGACAUUAAGGUCCAGGGAGAUGACUAAAUUCAGCACAGAUUAGAGCUGUAGUUGCUGCCUGUGGGGUGGGGAUAGAGUUUGACUGUAGUUAUACAGGCAGAGAUAAGGGUGGAUAUGGAAAAACAGGUGGAAAUUCUGAUAGUUACUAAAUUCUAAAAAAGUAUGUACUAUGUAAUAUUUUUUAAAUGUCUGUAUUUUUCCAAACCCUAAGUCUCUGAUUUUAACAUAACCAGUUUUUUGUUAGGGUCCAGUGUACAUAGAAUAUUUACAUUUGAGGGUGAAUCUUUUCAUGUGUUUUUGUUCAUGUUCAAAUAUGUAAUAAAUUCAACUACUCAUAACUUA
Kogia breviceps (pygmy sperm whale) is the source of this 3505-nucleotide messenger RNA. Lineage: Eukaryota; Metazoa; Chordata; Mammalia; Artiodactyla; Physeteridae. The record is from RefSeq and is a predicted model, not a curated record.